AUGCGAGGCAACGAUGGACGCGUCGAAGCGCUCAAAAAUGAUGACGGCGAAGAGUCUGCGGACGAAAGUUCAGACGCCAAGAAGCCAUACGCGUGCCAGUAUUGUGGCAAGACAUAUGUUAGCGAACAGAAGCUCAAACGCCAUAUAAGGGAUACCAGAUCCAAAUGUGCAAAGAGGCGCCUCGGGGUUAGCACGAGUGACAGCGUCUUUGCCUGUCCACGGUGCGAUGCCCAGAUGUCCAAGAAGUACUCUAUAGAGCGGCACAUCAAAGACUCAUGCUGGAAGAUUUGCGACGAAUGUUGCAAGGGCCAUAAGUCGACUUGCGAUGCCUAUUAUACCGACGACGCCUGUAAACAUUGCCUGCAGCAGGGACUUGCAUGUACCAAGCACAAAGAACAAGUGUCCGACUGCAACCCAGAGUUGCUCACAGAUACACCCACACAGCCGUACAAAUUAACUCCUAGAUCUUCUCGCGCUGGCACAGUUGCCAAGGACGACAAAGGUAAGCGUAAGGCCACCGACUCACCAGGUGCGAGUCCAAAGUCCAAGCCGGUCGCCAAGCGUGCAACUGCUGUUGCCAAGAAAGAGACGACUACAGCCACUGGACCAAGUCAGGAAGCUGGCCGUUUGUAUCCUCCAUUUGCGUCGCAGUCUGACCUUGAGAGGUCGCCCCAGUAUCAUAUGGAUAUCGAAGAGAACAUUGGCGGCUUGAGAUCCUCGACGCACCUACAAUCGCGCGAUCACGUUCCAACUACACUACACCCGCAGUCGACACUCAUGCCCCAGCACGUCCAGCGAGAUCAAGCCCGAGGACACCCAGUUCCGCAGCAGCAGGUUCCUAUACCACCCUUGAUACCCGGCCAACAAUACAAUGGUCGCGAUGUCAUGACUCCGCAGCAAGCUCUGGCUCGCUGGCCAAAUAUCCACAAUAGUUCUGGUCUUAUGACAUAUAUUGUGGGGCGAAAUGGAGAGGUCUUGAAUCAAUCUGCGAUAGAUGGUGAUGAGUUGCUCAAGAAGUUGAAUGCGCAACAGAGACGUAUCGCAGCCAUGGCAACUCGACACAACAACGGAGUGCGUGUGCCUGUACCGACUCGUCCAGCUCCACAGGCACCGGACGAACAUCGCACCCAGUUCAACCAUGUGCAUUCCCCUGAGUCUCGUUUGACGCGCUUCCGACCCAUCCAAUCCGCCAACUUCAAGGUGUAUGAGGAAGCUGCUCGUCGUAACAUUCGGCCCAACGAGUUCCUUGCAAGCGCGCCUGGAUCUCGCAUGCCUUCUCGUCAGACGUCGGCCCAGCCAGCCGCCGCCUUGCACUUGCCGACACAAGGGCAGCUUCAGGGAAUGAAUACGGCUGCUCCGGCUACGAAGGGACCGGUAGCUGGGGAGCUCACACAGCCAGUUUUCAUAUACCAAUACGCCCUAGGCGGCCCGGACGAUGACGUGCGAGAUCGUUACAUCAAGAUCGACUACAACAUGACCUUCAGCGAUGUUUAUGAUCCUGAGCGUCCCGACAUCAAACUCCGAGACAUGGACACCAUCAUGAUCAUGAAAGCCAAGUCCCGCCUCGCAUCCAUGAUCGAUAAUGGUCGCAGGGGGAUUGAAACUCCGCUAUCGCCAACUGGCUCGCAGGUUUCGGAAGAUAAUAUCGACAUUGUUGACGGCGAGACCCCGAUCUUCCAGAACGCCGGCACCAUUGCGAACUGGAACCGCAUCGUUGAGAGUAAGAUGAUGGAGUUGCGCAAUCAGGUCAACACCUUGACAUCUGAGAACCAGCGCCAGAAGACAGAGUUGGCUAGGCAGAACCAGAUGCUCGGUGAUAUGAUCAAGCGCAACGAUGCGUCUUUGCGGAGCAGUCAUCCACAGGCUACUGGUCGUGGUGUUCAUGCCUUCCCCUUCGUUGGUCAUUCAGCUGCAAACCUCCAUCCCGGCAUCCAACAUGGCCCAACUGUCCAGCGCAACGCGUUCAUGGAUCGUCUGGAAGCAGUCCGAGAACCCACCGUGCUAAACGAUUUGCGAAACCGCAUGCAGCAAUACCAGUUCCCGACUCAUCACCCUGGCAUGCAAGGUCGCCGGCCCACUUACGAUAGCGGCGAGCGUGAGGCGUUUCCGGACUUCCAGAGGAUUGGUGCGGCGACGACUCAACCUACACAGUUCGCUGCAUAUGGGAUGGGUGACGACAUGACUUCGUAUGUUCCUGUAUUGCAACAUAUACAGGGCGGGAGUGAUGAAAUGGACGCUCCGAUGGUGAAGGUUGAGGAUGUGGAAAUGGAGGAGUAG
Molecule: messenger RNA, 2277 nt
Organism: Alternaria triticimaculans
Lineage: Eukaryota; Fungi; Ascomycota; Dothideomycetes; Pleosporales; Pleosporaceae
Exons: 5
Coding region: 1-2277 (758 amino acids)
Source: RefSeq, a predicted model, not a curated record